AUGACGCACACGAACGAAGCCUGCAGACCUGCAUAUCAGAGACACCUUGGCAUGCCUUCAAAGAGCGAUCUCAGCGUCCCCGAACGAGAGGAUUACAUCAAAGCCGUUCUCUGCCUCCAGUCCCUCCCAGCCAGGCAUGACAGCAAGAAGAUCCCGGGUGCCAAGAGCAGAUUCGAUGACUUUGUCGCGGUGCACAUCAAUCUUACAAACCAAGUACAUGGAACUGCGAACUUCCUAGGUUGGCAUCGGGUCUACCUGUGGUUGUACGAAAAUGCUUUGCGCGAUGAGUGUGGCUACAAGGGCUACCAACCUUACAACAAUUGGGCCCGGUAUGCUUCCGACCCUGCAAACUCGCCCAUAUUCAAUGGUAACGCAUCGAGCAUGUCCGGUAACGGCGAGAAAUUUACAUACGAUGGAAUCUUUGUUGGCAUAGGGUCUAGCAUUCCUCCGGACCAGGGCGGUGGUUGUGUGACCAGCGGGCCAUUCAAAAAUAUGUCAGUGAAUCUGGGGCCGAUUGCUCCGGGCUCUGCUUCACUUAAAGUACCAGCCAACCCUCAACGUGAUGGUCUAGGUCACAAUCCCAGAUGUCUUCGACGAGACGUCAACAGAUAUAGUGCCGCACACACGGCCGCAAAUUAUACGGAAGCCCUCAUCACAAACGCAAGUGAUGUGGGGACAUUCCAAAAUAGGAUGCAAGGACAGGGCUUGACAAAUACCUGGGGUGUUCACAUAGGAGGUCACUACACUAUUGGAGGUGACCCCGGAGGCGAUUUCUUUGUUUCUCCUGGGGACCCUGCUUUCUACCUGCACCACGGCAUGAUCGACCGAGUCUGGUGGAUAUGGCAGAACCAGAAGCUUCCCGGACGACUGAGCGAGAUCGCGGGCGGCACGUCGAUGGGCGGCUUUCCUGGAGGGGCAAACAAGCCCGGGACACUGCAGGAUGACAUUUUGUAUGGGGUCCUUGGCCAAACACGCAAGCUUAAGGACGCACUCGAUACCAUGGCAGGACCCCUUUGUUACAUCUACAUCUAG
Diaporthe batatas is the source of this 1032-nucleotide messenger RNA. RefSeq lists its product as uncharacterized. The transcript is spliced from 7 exons. The record is from RefSeq and is a predicted model, not a curated record. Gene Ontology annotation, molecular function: oxidoreductase activity. NCBI's taxonomy places the organism in Eukaryota, Fungi, Ascomycota, Sordariomycetes, Diaporthales, Diaporthaceae. The coding region runs from base 1 to 1032 and encodes 343 amino acids.